Messenger RNA from Gallus gallus (chicken), 3447 nucleotides. It is a transcript of the gene CHIR1A8, whose product is annotated as T-cell-interacting, activating receptor on myeloid cells protein 1-like. The transcript has 6 exons. Bases 121 to 1146 code for a protein of 341 amino acids. Lineage: Eukaryota; Metazoa; Chordata; Aves; Galliformes; Phasianidae. The record is from RefSeq and is a predicted model, not a curated record.
GUGGCUCUGGGGUUUGUCAUUUUGGGGACAGUCUUGUGAACUUGUGAUCUAUGGACGGGGAAAAUAGCAGCGUGGAUUUCAGGCAUUCUGCAAGUGGUUUUUCUCCUGCUGAGAGGCACGAUGCUCCUUCCCCACGGGGAACCACUGCAGCAACUGGUUAGGAUCCACAGACCCCCAGAACUGGGGGAAACACAGCAGCCAUCAACUUCUGAAUCAAUGUUGCGCGGGAACCACGAUGGAAGAUCUGUUUUUAAACAAAUGGGGACUCUUCCAGCUCCCACCAUCUGCCCGCGCUGGCACCGGGUCUUCCUGAAAGCCACUGCUCUGGGGCUGCUGCUGCUACUGCUGACUGCGCUCGGCGUGCAGGGUUGGUGGCUGGUGACAACGAGCAGGGCACAGCAACUGCCCCGACCCUCCCUGUCGCUGCACCCCAGCCAGGGGGUGUCCCUGGGGGACACUGUCACCCUGCGGUGCCACCUACCCCAGCCGGCUGCCUGGGUUGAGCUCUUCCAGGAUGGACUUUUGAGAUCCUACAAGGACAUGGACAAGCAUCAGGUCAUGGCUGAGUUCUCCUUGGUUUGUGUAAAGCUGGAAGAUGCAAUGAAGUAUUGGUGCCAGUACCGGGUUUUGGAGCCACCGGGGGUAUCAGAGAAGAGUGUCCCCAUCGAAUUGGUGGUGACAGAUCAUCGAUAUUCCCCACCUAUCAUUUCCAUCAACCACAAAAACAAUGUGGAAGUGGGGACCAAUGUCACCAUCCAGUGUUGCAAUCAGGGCUAUGGGGGCAUCAUCUUCUUGCACAAGGACGGGCACUCAGCCCCUCUCCAGCACCAGGACCCCCGUGGCGGGGGCACAGUCACCUUCAUCCUUGUUGCGGUGACCCCAGCUGACAGUGGCACCUACAGGUGCUCCUAUCACCCCAAGGCCUCCCUCUUUGUGUCCUCACCCCUUGGGGACAGUGUAACGCUGGAGGUGACUCCCACACCAGCACCCCCAGGUGCUGAGUUGGUGUCCCGUGGGAACCUGGUGGUGGCAGUGGUGAGGGGCUGCGCUGCUGUCUUCAUCUUUGGCCUCGGCGUCUUCUUUGUCAUUGAUGCCCGCAGCCUCUGGAUAUGGAGAGAUGAGAGUCUGGGUGGGGAAGGGAUUUAAUGGCAUUGAUCUCCUGUACAUCUCCUACACAUCUCCCCAGUUUUCCCCUUCCACUCUUUCCUUUCCUCUGUAGAAUCCACCAGGUGUACCAUUGGAUCCACUGUAGGUUGCCUAUCCAUUCCCUCCCUGCCCCCAUCUUGCCUUUGAGAAUGCUAACCCCUCUAUGAAGCGCCUGCUGGCUACACUCCCAGAAGAUGCUGGGGUUGGAGAAAUGUUGGAUCUUGCUAGUAGGGCAGAGCAACAGCGUAGUGGGCAAGUUAUGGCAAAUGCCAUGGUACAAGCCAUCCAACCCACUGCGAGGCUGCUUGCAGCAGCUGUGACGAGAAUAAGUGGGAAGGAUGGAGGGCAGAAACCAGGGAUAUGUUUCCGCUGAGGGCAGAAAGGUCAUUUUCACUGUGCCGGUCGCACCAAGGUCUGGUGUGAGCAGUGGCAUGGCAAGAUCAGCAUAUAAAUUUGGUAUCAGAUGCCUUAUACGUGGUAGGAGUAGUGCUACAUAUAGUGCAAGCUUUGAUUAAGCUCCCCCAGGACCCAAGACUAGCUCAAUUCUUCUUGCAGGUUAAGCGGGCAAGAGAUGAUCGCUGUGUGCCUUGUAGCAUCCUGCAUAUCAGGAGUCACCUAGGGACCCAGGGUCUAGGAGAGGGCAACGCUUGUGCUGAUGCACUUGUCAGUCCACUACUACAUGCCCCGCAGGAUUCCUUUCAGGCCGCAAGAAGCAGCCAUAACAUGUUCCAUCAGUCGGCUAAGGCACUGAGGCGCCAGUUCGGCCUGACGGGUACAGAAGCAAAGGGCAUUGUGCGGGCAUGCUCUCAGGGUUCACAGCACGGGUCUAGCCUAGGUCUGGGAGUCAAUCCAAAGGGUUUACAAGCCUGUGGGAUUUGGCAGGUGGAUGUCACUCACGUGCCAGAAUUUGGGAGGUUAAAGUAUGUACAUGUAUCCAUUGAUACCUUUUCUAGAAUGCUGUGGGCUAUGGCACAGGCUGGUGAAAAGGCAGCCCAUGUGGUGAGGCAUUUGACAGCUUGCUUUGCAGUCAUGGGCGUGCCUCAGGAGAUAAAAACGGAUCAUGGUCCGGCGUACACGGGCGGUUGGGUUCACAGGUUCUUGCAGAUGUGGGGGGUAAAGCAUGUCACUGGAAUCCCUCAUAGUCCCACGGGUCAAGCAAUGAUAGAAAGAGCUCAUAGAACUGUUAAAGAAUACCUAACGAAACAGAAGCAGGAGGAAGAGAUUGAUCCAGUCGUGAGAUUAUCACGAGUCCUUUUUACCCUUCACUUCCUUAGCUUAGUAGGAAAUGCAGAAUUAGCUCCUGUAAUUAUACAUCAUAGUCAGAUUCGUAUGCAGUCUACUCCCUCAGAGAAGGUUCAAUAUAGGAACCCUACCACUGCCAUGUGGGAGGGUCCUGCUCCGCUACUGUUUAACAGUAGAGGUUAUAGUUGUGUCUCCCCAGGAUCUGGCCCAUUAUGGGUUCCCAGUAAAUGGACCAAGCCAGCCCCGAACAUCAACAACCCAUCUCAACCCGACGACUACAACAGCGACUCCGGCGAGCAAUAGCCGCGUGGUGUACAGACAUCAUCCAUAGUGCCGCGACUGCCAGGCUGCUACCGGUAUUCCCUCAGCAGAUGGCAGAAAACAUCUCAUCGGGAAGGCCUCUUGGCCACUGGGAACUGCCAGGAGCAAUUAGCGGUUACAAGAAUCAGAAGUGCACUAAUUGUGGGGUCGGGUACAGUUAUUGAUCCAGUGCGGGGGCUGUGGUAUUUUUACUCAUCGGGAUACUGAAACUGUAGGUAAAACUGGUGUGCUGUGUGGUCUCAGCUUACUGACGAGGAACGCUUUGUAGAAGUGUGUAGCACAAAUCUAGUGCGUUCUUAUAGACAGUGGUUGGUGUGCUGAUAAGCGUGCCUUGCUUACUGUAAUGCUCGCAAAGAAAUGGUUCAAGAUGUGAUUCCUACUACCUGGCUUGUGCCAAAAGAAAAAGGGGAAAUUGUAGGAGAGUGGCUCAGGGAGCAAGAAUUUGUGAGCUCGAGUGCUAUGUGCACAGCCCAGGCUAUGAGACCUUGAAGCUGUCAAAGCAGGAAGAAGAACAAAGGCUUCAGUUAAGAUAAGGGGGUAGCCAGCCUGGGAAGAGAUCAAGACAGAGGAAUGCAAAGAACAGUGAAAAAAGCCAUGUGAUGAUUAAUGCUGUACAAAUAGCUAGCGAGCAAGACGCGUGAUUUCUGUGUGCUAACCAAUUAUAGGAUGCCGUGUGCACCCUGUAUUUCUAUAUAAGUUUGGGCUGAUUCUGGCAAUAAAAACCCCUUUAGAAGUUUC